Messenger RNA from Oncorhynchus tshawytscha (Chinook salmon), 3228 nucleotides. RefSeq names its product interleukin-1 receptor-associated kinase 3 (gene irak3). Gene Ontology annotation, molecular function: protein kinase activity; ATP binding; protein binding. NCBI's taxonomy places the organism in Eukaryota, Metazoa, Chordata, Actinopteri, Salmoniformes, Salmonidae. Gene Ontology annotation, biological process: signal transduction; protein phosphorylation. The record is from RefSeq and is a predicted model, not a curated record.
UAUGUCAUGAUUCAACUAUUUGUAACCAUUUGAAUCGCGUUCAAUAACGAACUUUUAUUUUGAAAGUGAAACCUCAAAUUCAACUAUUGUGGCUGAUCUUUAUUGUGGCUAGCUUCACAUAGGUUAGAUUCUUUUGACGAUAAUAAGGUUCCAGCUCAGUCGCAGUUGAGAUGGACUCGUCUAUGUACCUGUAUGAUGUUCCCCCAGUUUUGAUGGAGAAGUUUUGUAAGAUAAUCGACAGCGGUGAUGACAGCCUCGGAUGGCGAGGGCUCGCGGCGCGUAUCGUGCCAAGUUGGACGGAGGUGCGACGCGCCGAGAGGCUGGAGGCAAUAGGCAAGAGCCCCACGCGAGAACUCAUCUGGUCGUGGGCGCAACAGAACAAAACUGUUGGGGACCUUGUGAAGGUGUUGGAGGAUAUGGGUCACUACAGAGCUCUACAGCUCUUUAUUCCUCAAGAAACACAGCAUUCCUUCCCCAACAGUGGACCAUCAAAGAGCAGCAGGGAUAACCCCUCCCCUCCUCAGUUACCCACGCCACCCCAACCUGCCAGCGAGUCGACCCAACCUGGUUGGAACCAGUCUCAUGAUCCUGUUUCAAGUGAAGGUAGAAACCACAGGCUUGUGAUCACCUACUCAGACGUCAUAGAGGGAACUAGACAUUUUCACCAGGACAUGAAGAUCUCUGAGGGCAGCUUCUCUGCUGUCUACAGAGUGAUAAAGGGAAAUGAAACCUUCGCUGUCAAGCUCUUCAAGCAGGUGCAGAAAGCCUCAUGGAGGAAGUUGUGGGAUCUAUUCAGGAGAGAGAUGGAAGUUCAUCAUCUCUACCAGCAUCCUAACAUCUUAGAGCUGUUGGGUUGUUACUCUGAUGGGGAUCGUUACUGGCUGGUAUACCCUUACCUUCCCAACGGAUCACUGUUCCACAGACUGCAUGACCAGGUGAGAUAUUCUAUUCUAUACCCCUUAUCUUCCCAACGCAGGAGCGUGGUCAUCAAGGGACAGGCUGUACAUCACCUGGCUCAGCCCUGCACUGUGGUCUGUGGGAACAUCACAAGUUCUAACAUACUGCUGGACGAGCGGCUGCAGCCCAAGCUGUCUGAUUUUGGGACGGCCCGUCUCAGACCCCACUCCGUCAGUCAGAGCUGCACCGUUACCUUGGAUACGACCUUCGGAACCCUGGGCUACCUGCCGGAGGAAUACAUACGAGACGGAAAGCUGUCUGUCAGUCUGGACGUGUUCAGCUUGGGAGUGGUUAUAAUGGAAAUGAUAACGGGACGGAAAGCUAGAGAGGAGACUCCUAAACACACCCUGCUGAGAAACGUCCUACGUGGAGAGGUAGAGGACACUGGCAGUGUAGACUCCUGUCUUCAGUAUCUGGACCCGAGAGCUGGUCUUUGUCCCCACUCUAUGUCCUUUACCUUGUUGCGUCUAGCCCUGGACUGCACCUCUACACGACCACGCAACAGACCCACCAUGGAGAAUGUGUUACAGGUAUUGAGCCAGCUGCUUCCCCUGCCGUGCCCACCUGAAGACCAGCCCCACACGCUGACCGACGAGGCCCCAGCUCCCCCUGCCUCUCCUGCCCAGACGGGACAGGGCCCCAGCUCCAACCCCAGCCCCAGUGUGCCUGUGGAGGAUGAUGAGCUGCACAGUUACCCCGUUGAGAACCCACAGCCAGCUCCAGCUCAGGGAGGGCCCUGUGAGUGUAGCCAGUCAGAGGUCACCUAUCUGGGCAGUGGGGAGCGGAGCAGACACCUGUCACUGGAGGCUGGGGAAAGAGCAGCGCUAGGGGCUGAUGAGGCUGACCAGAGCCUACAGACCAAUGGAGAGCCAGUGGAUCUUUACGGUAGCUGGCCAGUCCAAUGUAGCUGUUCAGCUGAGGUGAAUGGACUGGGCUGUGAGGACUGUAGAGCCAAUGGGUUUACUCCCUGCCCCUCAGACCUCCCUCAAGGUGACCUCAGCUUCUCUUCCCUCCGUAUAGUGGACAACCCUGCCAAGCAGAGAAUGAUGAAUAAGAUUGAUCUGUACAACAGAGGCCUCCUCAGAACAGAGACAAAGCUCCAACUCUCUGUCUCCAUGACCACCCAGGAGUGACAAAGCUACAGAGGAACAACUCUCUGUCUCCAUGACCACCCAGGAGUGACAAAGCUACAGAGGAACAACUCUCUGUCUCCAUGACCACCCAGGAGUGACAAAGCUACAGAGGAACAACUCUCUGUCUCCAUGACCACCCAGGAGUGACAAAGCUACAGAGGAACAACUCUCUGUCUCCAUGACCACCCAGGAGUGACAAAGCUACAGAGGAACAACUCUCUGUCUCCAUGACCACCCAGGAGUGACAAAGCUACAGAGGAACAACUCUCUGUCUCCAUGACCACCCAGGAGUGACAAAGCUACAGAGGAACAACUCUCUGUCUCCAUGACCACCCAGGAGUGACAAAGCUGAUCUAGGAUCUGCUUGCCCUCCCCGAAUCCUAAUCUUAACCAUUAGAGGUUAAAAACACAAAACAGACCCCAGACCAGCAUCUAGGGCAACUUCACUACUCUAAAUGACACAUGCAUACAGUACAUAGCCUGCUGUGAGAGAGGGUUAACUUAUCCAUAUGUCUGACUUAGUCAUUGCUGGCCCUGGUUAAAUGACCUGGCUCUGGUUAAAUGGCCUGGCCACUCAGCCACAUGAUACUGUAGAUGGUUUCAAAUCUCCCUUUCUCUAAAUGACUGUAUGGAUCUGGGCUGGUUUCCCAAAAAGCAUCGUAGCACUAUGAUAAUCUUUCGUCCAUUUAGUUUCAAUGGAAUUAAAGUUAGUGCUACGAUGCUUUUAGGAAAUCCAGCCCUGCUAUGUGACGAGACGUGAUGUUCAUUUGGUUGAAUGAAAGCAAUCUAUGUCCUUCGUUGUCAGUAAAUUAUGCUAAAAAAUAUAUUCUUGUAGAAAGGUAUUUAUUAUCUGCUGACAGAUUCCAUUUUAUAUUUCUUAUUUAUAAAAUUAGGAUAUGAUUUAUACAGUACUUCUAUAAUAAAAACAUUUUAUAAAGUUCAUUUAAAAUGAUGGGUUCAUGCAAAAAUGUUAGCGUGUAGAAACAGUGGGAAACUAAACCUUGUCCAAAGGCCGCUGACAUGGUAAGGAAACCAAUGUGUCAUUUUGUCAUUUGGGUCAACUAUCCCUUUACUUAUGUUUUGUAAGAUGACUUUACAUUUUUUCAUGCCUUUUAUUAAUAAAAUAAGAUUGACAAUG